Temnothorax curvispinosus is the source of this 564-nucleotide messenger RNA. RefSeq lists its product as uncharacterized. NCBI's taxonomy places the organism in Eukaryota, Metazoa, Arthropoda, Insecta, Hymenoptera, Formicidae. The record is from RefSeq and is a predicted model, not a curated record. The transcript has 3 exons. Bases 115 to 354 code for a protein of 79 amino acids.
UCUAUUUCUUUACUCGUGCCGCAUCCUUCGCCUACGAUUCGGAGAAGGAUAGAUACAUUACAUAAUUCCACGCAGUUGUUAUCGUAAUAUAUUAUAAAUCCAAAAACGACCAACAUGUCGCAAGGCGCACCGUUUCGACCCAUGAAAUACCCAUAUACCUUAACUGCAAAGGUUGCUCAGUUCCCAUACAGAUAUUACAUAAAACACAGUUGGCUGUAUAGAUAUUUGCUGAUCGGCACACUUGUAUCGUUCCCGAUAUUUUAUAAAGUUCAAAAGCUAUCGUACGCUCCUGAGAACGUUGCGAAGUGGGACAAACUCCACCGGGAAAUGUUCGAGGGUACUGGUCAUCAUUAAAAUGAAGAUCGUUAGAGUUGUAUGUUAAAACAAAUUAUGUAUUGGAGAAAGAGAACUUGUAAUCUUUUCUCUGUCCAAUUAGAAAAAAUAAAUCCUUAAAUCAUAUGUGAGAUAAUUUAUGGAGAGGCAGAGGAGGAUUGUUGAAAAAAAGUCUAUUUGAAGAUUUGUGUUAUCAAAAUAAUCGUAUAAAAUAUACAUGACUAAAAAGAA